Branchiostoma floridae (Florida lancelet) is the source of this 2697-nucleotide messenger RNA. RefSeq names its product replication protein A 70 kDa DNA-binding subunit-like. Gene Ontology annotation, molecular function: single-stranded telomeric DNA binding; damaged DNA binding. The transcript has 17 exons. Lineage: Eukaryota; Metazoa; Chordata; Leptocardii; Amphioxiformes; Branchiostomatidae. The record is from RefSeq and is a predicted model, not a curated record. Gene Ontology annotation, biological process: meiotic cell cycle; telomere maintenance via telomerase; double-strand break repair via homologous recombination. The coding region runs from base 151 to 2058 and encodes 635 amino acids. Gene Ontology annotation, cellular component: DNA replication factor A complex; nucleus.
UUGCACCCCGUCAAAAUUGGACUAUACUGGUACAUCCGGGACAUUCAGCGCGAAAUAAACCUUUUGGCGCGCAAUUUUUGGCGAACUCGGAAGGGUCCUGUUCAUAUUUUUCGUUUCUUGCGAUAUUGUUAUAGUUUUCAACCACCAACAAUGGCGUUUAACCUACACGAAGGAUCCAUACAGGAAAUUGCGAAUGGAGGAAGCCCAAAAGCACCAGUCCUGCAAGUCCUGGGAAUCAAGAAGAUACAGAGUGCAGGAGCACAAGGGUCCGAGAGAUACCGCCUACUGCUGUCAGAUGGAAAACACACCCAGUCCUCUGCCAUGCUGGCCACCCAGCAGAACAGCCUGGUGCAUUCUCAGAAGCUUCAGCAGAACUGUGUGAUCCGACUGGAGAAGUACAUCUGUAACACCAUCCAGGACAACAGGCGUGUCCUGAUCAUGCUGGAGGUCCAGGUUCUCGGCAACCCUGGGAACAAGAUCAAGAACCCCACACCUGUCAAUCAAACUGGAGGUGGCACUGCCCCAGCUCCUGUGCAGAAUGCAUUCGGCAGCUCCAAUUUUGGGCAUGGCCGUCGACCUCUGACCUCUGUCCCACAACCCUCCUUCUACAGAGGAGGAGCCGCUCACGCGGUAAAUGGCGGGAUGAAUCGCUCAGGGAACCCGGGAGCUGGCGCACGGCCCAACCAGGGUGCCGCGGGGUCUUCCUUCUACGGUCGCAGUAACGUCACAGCCUCUCCAGGCACCCCUGGUAGGGGCAAGCCUACACCUAUUGCAGGCCUGAACCCCUAUCAGAACAGGUGGACAAUCCGUGCCCGUGUGACAAACAAGGGCAGUAUCCGGACCUGGAACAACGCCCGCGGGGAGGGGAAGCUGUUCUCCAUGGACCUUCUGGACGAGUCGGGUGAGAUUCGAGCCACAGCCUUCAACGACCAGUGUGACAAGUUCUAUGACCUGAUCGAAAUAGGCAAGGUGUACUUCUUCAGCAAGGGGAGUCUUAAGACAGCCAACAAGCAGUACACAUCCAUCCAGAAUGACUACGAGAUGUCCUUCAACAAUGACACCACCGUGGUACUGUGUGAGGAUGAGGCAGACCUCCCCUCCAUCCAGUACAACUUUGUUCCCAUAGAGAAGCUGGAGGAAAUGAAUCCAAACACUAUCAUUGACCUGAUUGGUGUCUGUAAGAGCUACGGAGAAGUGACGACGAUCACGACGCGACAGACAAACAGGGAGGUGAACAAGCGCGACUUACAGGUCGUGGACAUGUCGGGCAAACAGGUCAACCUGACACUUUGGGGAGGCGAGGCCGAUAAGUUUGAUGGGUCCUCGUCCCCAGUCGUCGCCAUCAAGGGCGCCCGUUUGUCGGACUUCGGCGGACGUUCCCUCAGCACCGUGGGUUCCAGCACAAUCAUGAUCAACCCAGACAUUCCUGAGGCCUACCAGCUCCGAGGGUGGUAUGACAAGGUGGGCUGUAACGCAGAGGCACAGUCCAUUUCCACCGGGGCAGGGGGAGGGGCAGGACGUCCCACCAACUGGAAGAGCUUCCAGCAGGUGAAGGAUGAGAACCUGGGUACAGGGGAGAAGCCUGACUUCUUCACUACCAAGGGAACCAUUGUCUUUCUGAAGAAGGAGAACUCCAUGUACCAGGCCUGCCCUACACAGGAUUGUAACAAGAAGGUGGUGGACCUACAGAAUGGCUUUUUCAGCUGUGAGAAGUGCAGCAAAGAGUUCCCCAACUUCAAGUACAGGAUGAUCCUUAGUGCUAACGUUGCAGACUUUAGUGGCAACCAAUGGACAACAUGCUUCCAAGAAACAGCAGAAACCAUCCUGGGACAGAACACAGAAUACCUGGGCAACUUGAAGGAUCAGGACGACACAGCCUAUGAUCAGGUCUUCACUGAGGCGAACUUCAAGUCGUACAUUUUCAACAUGAGGGUCAAGAUGGACACAUACAAUGACGAGUCUCGUAUCCGGUGCAUCUGUAACGGCAUUCAGCCAUUGGACUUCAAGGAGUACAGCAAGAAACUCAUCAAUGACAUCAGGCAGAUGGCACUGAUGUAAACUCACACUCAGCCAACACAUGUGUUGUAUUGAUAUCUAUCUGUUCAGUAUAAAUCUAGGGGUGAAAGUGUGUCAUGGGGUAUGACCAACAGGGCUCGAAAUACCACCUGCAUAUGCAGGUUAGUGCAGGUAAAAUUGGAGCUGUGCAGGUAUAUUUGGUGUCUACCUGCACCUAACCUGGACUGGUCCAUGUACUGGGUUUAUACACAAAUGUCCAAUAAUGUAGGUUCAAAUGUUCUCUGAUGCAUUGGCUGUUACCACCUAUAAAGUAAAAAUGAAAAAUAGCAAUGGUUCCUGAACAAUUUUAGUAUGAUCCAUACUACCUAAAUUCAGAGUGGUGCAGGUAAAAUUUGUCUGGUGCAGGUAAUUUUCAAUGUUACCUGCACCAGUGCAGGUAUGCAGGAAAAGGUAUUUUGAGCCCUGACCAAGAAAAGGUUUAUGCUAACUUUCUUGUUCCAUUUGGACAUUGAACAAUAUUUGUACACCACCACAACAAGUUGUAAUGACAUUGGUUCUUGCCCAAAGCAAAGGACUCUGAGAUAUGGUUGUACUUGUACAGUAAUGAGAGAGAGAGAGAGUAAUGAACAUGUUUAGGAGACUUUGUUGAGAAGAGAUAAGUCACAUUGUGACAUUGAAAAA